This is a messenger RNA of Anthostomella pinea, 1557 nucleotides long. Lineage: Eukaryota; Fungi; Ascomycota; Sordariomycetes; Xylariales; Xylariaceae. The record is from the annotation of a GenBank genome assembly.
AUGGCCUCCGAACCACCGCCGCCGCCCCGAGGUGGUGGAGGCCUGUCUCUCUACGCCAACCUGCUCGAGCCCGAAGGCGGUGCCGCAGGGUCGAUAUCACGCGCGCCUGUCCUGUCGCAACAAGCCAUAGACGCCGUCAAAGAGCAGGAAGCUGCUAGGAAGCCCGCCGACUCGGCCCUGCGGUUCCAGCCCUACCAGCAGAUCCGUCGCCCACAACAGAAGACACAGAAGCCCAAGGCUGGCUUCCCUAAAGCACCACAGCCGCCGCCACCGGCUACGAGUAACGAUAAUGCCACGAAUACCUCGGCCCCAGCAACAGCUCCGCCUGUACCAGCGAAAAGCAGACUGGCCGACUGGGCGGCAACGCAAGACGACGAGUAUAUGUACAGCACGGGCGAGAAAAGGGCGCGUGGUGGGCGCAAGAGGAAGAAGAAGAAGGGCGACUUUGCGCCUGUCGAGACCGACUGGGACGAGAUAUAUGACCCCUCGCGGCCUACGAACGUAGACGAAUAUCUGCGCAGCGACGAGCGGAUACGUGAAGUACAGGAGUGGAAGGCUUUGCUCUACAGACAUCGACGCCGGGACGACGAGAGCCGGGGAAGCUGGGACAGCGAAGACGACGAAGACCGCGCCGUGCAAAGCCAAUUCGCACCGCCAUCGGCAUAUUCGUUUGCGCCGCCGCCGCCUUCACCUCCACGCGCCUCCAUACCAGACGACAAUACAGGUGACGAUGCAUACGCACGGCGUCUAGCCGCAUCCCAAGGCCAAACGCCUCCACCCCCUCGCUCUCCGACUCCUCCACCCCCUCGCUCUCCGACUCCUCCACCACCACCACCACCGCCGCCGCCAGAACCAGCCGCCGCGACCAUCUCUCGGGAACCAGUACGGUACACACGGCCGGAGCCGCCAUCCGAGCAGCAAGCCCCUGCCGAUGGUAACGCCAUGGAUGAAGAUGGGGAAGAGUAUGUGCCAGAAGAGCCUUCCUCCGAAAACCAACCCCGCAACAAUCGCCCAGGCCAAAAGGGCUUCGCCGCCCGUCUCAUGUCCAAGUACGGCUGGUCCAAGGGCCAGGGGCUUGGCGCAGACCAGAGUGGCAUUGUCCAACCGCUACGCGUGGAGGUUGAGAAGCGCAAGAAGAAGCCCGACGCCGAGGGCGGCGGAUGGGCGACACCAGGCGGAGCUCGCGGCCGCGUCAUCGGGUCCAAGACCGCCGCCGAGAAGAGCGGUACCAACAGCGGCAGUACGGGCAGCGGCAGCAAGUUCGGCCCUAUGAGCAGUGUCGUGGUGCUUCGGAACAUGCUCGACGGCAUGGAGGAUCUCCAGGGCGAGAUGGAGAGCGGGCUGGGUCAGGAGAUUGGCGAGGAGUGCGGUGACAAGUACGGCCGCGUCGAGCGGCUCUACAUCGACGUCGAGGGCCGGCGGGUGUACAUCAAGUUCACCGACCAGGUGUCUGCUCUGCGGGCAGUCAACGCCCUCGACGGCCGCGUGUUCGCCGGCAACACCAUCAUGCCGCAGUUCUACGACGUCGACAAGUUCGAGCGGAGGCUCUACGAGUGA